UCCUCUUGCUCACGGUAUCACCGUCUGUGUCUCUCCACUCUCUCAGGACCUUCCCCUACUCCCUGGAGGACUUUCACUGUUUCAGUGGCACGUGUGUGAUUUCAACCUUAAGUCAAGGUCAAAUCCCUCAUUCCUUGACAAACCCUAUGGCUGCUUUGAGCUCCCCAUUUAUACAUUCAUCUCUGUCGCCUACCAUUUUCCCACCCUCUCAGUAGGUACUGUGUCUGUGAUAGAUCUUUGCCUACAACUCUCUCUCUGCGUCGGCGAUCUCUUCGGUUUUUGGCAGUACACAACAUAAAUCUCUAGUCCAUUCUACAACCUAUUUUCAGCAAAGCUGAGCCUUUUGGUUUACUCCCCUAUUUGUCUCUACUACUGGGGGUGGGAGUGCCUUUUAAUCAGGUUGCACAGGUCACCAUACUGAAUCUCAAACAUGGCAGAUGGAUUGCAGCAUCCGUCAAUUUUUCAAAAGAUACAUGGGAAGUCUUACCUCAUUUCUAGGUUCUCCCCUAACAUGCACUCUCGGACUUAUGGUGCUUGUGAUGUGUAUGUCAAUGGGGGUUGGCAGAGUUCUCUGCAGCUGGUUUGCAGGGGCACUGGCUUGGCACAUUUCUCAUCCAUGUCUCCUGUGUUUGUACCAGCCCCAAAAGAGGAAGGAGCAAAAGGUUUUCUUAUAGAUUUUCUCAUGGGAGGAGUUUCUGCUGCUGUUUCCAAAACAGCAGCUGCUCCUAUUGAACGUGUUAAACUACUAAUUCAGAAUCAGGAUGAGAUGAUCAAGACUGGUCGAUUAAGCGAACCAUAUAAGGGAAUUAUGGACUGCUUUGGCCGAACUGUUAGGGAAGAAGGUGUCCUUUCACUUUGGAGAGGAAACACUGCAAAUGUUAUCAGAUACUUCCCCACUCAGGCCUUGAACUUUGCUUUCAAGGACUACUUCAAGAAGCUCUUCAACUUCAAGAAAGACAAAGACGGAUACUGGAAGUGGUUUGCUGGUAACUUGGCAUCAGGAGGUGCUGCUGGUGCUUCCUCUCUUUUAUUCGUCUAUUCCCUGGACUAUGCCCGAACACGUCUGGCUAAUGACGCAAAGUCUGUGAAGAAGGGUGGUGGUGAGAGGCAGUUUAAUGGUUUGAUUGAUGUUUACAAGAAAACCCUUGCAUCUGAUGGCCUUGCUGGGCUUUAUCGCGGAUUUACAAUCUCAUGCGUUGGAAUUAUAGUUUACCGUGGGCUCUAUUUUGGACUCUAUGACUCUCUGAAACCCGUGGUUCUUGUUGGUGGAUUACAGGAUAGUUUCCUUGCUAGUUUCUUGUUGGGAUGGGGAAUCACCAUAAAUGCUGGAUUGGCUUCUUACCCCAUUGAUACCGUUCGUAGAAGGAUGAUGAUGACCUCUGGAGAAGCUGUCAAGUAUAAGAGCUCUUUGGAUGCAUUUAGGCAAAUAGUCAAGAAAGAGGGUUCUAAAUCACUCUUCAAGGGUGCUGGUGCAAACAUUUUGCGUGCUGUUGCAGGUGCUGGUGUUCUUGCUGGUUAUGACAAGUUGCAGUUAAUUGUAUUUGGCAAGAAAUAUGGAUCUGGUGGUGGUGGUUAAUAUGGGGACGAUUUAUGGCGAUGAUGACGAAGAAUGCCGAUUAUGAUUGUGUUUGUUUCUCUUCAAGUGUUGAAUAAUAUUGGAAGGUCGAUAGGACCCAGUAUUUUGGUGGAUAUUACAAAUUGUAUAUAUGAAGACAUGCUAGAAUUUUUCGUUGUUUGGUUUAUACGCUUGAGCUCGAAGGUGGUAACUUUCUGUCUUUCUUUUGGUGAGGAUAAUGGCCAGAACGAUGCUCGGUUGGCAUUAUACCGGAUGUUUGUUAGAUAAUGUUGUAACAGACGGUCUUUUUCUUC
This is a messenger RNA of Juglans microcarpa x Juglans regia, 1869 nucleotides long. Its product is annotated as ADP,ATP carrier protein 3, mitochondrial-like. The record is from RefSeq and is a predicted model, not a curated record. NCBI's taxonomy places the organism in Eukaryota, Viridiplantae, Streptophyta, Magnoliopsida, Fagales, Juglandaceae. Gene Ontology annotation, cellular component: mitochondrial inner membrane. Bases 431 to 1576 code for a protein of 381 amino acids. Gene Ontology annotation, molecular function: ATP:ADP antiporter activity. The transcript is spliced from 6 exons. Gene Ontology annotation, biological process: mitochondrial ADP transmembrane transport; mitochondrial ATP transmembrane transport.